UGGGAAAGUGUGAUGCACUCUUGUGCCUAUUUGAGGGCCCACUAAAAAUAGUGCAGCAGCCGCCUGUGGACGCAUGCUCUUGUCUGAUUGGAAAUCACAGAGCCUCAAGUCAGAGCUGUGGGGCAUCUGUCAAAGAGGGACGUGCGUGACCUCUUCCACGCUGUCAUCUAAAGUAACUUGAAGGAAUUUAAGGAAGAUAUUUGGGAGAAGAGAACUUUGACAGUCAUUGAAAUGGGUUCGCGGCGGACAAUGUCACGCUCCCAUUCGGAUAGCGGAAGAUCCGGCCAAGGGAACGGGAGCGCUGGCAAUAACCGGCCUGGAGGUUGCAGCUACCUCUCCAACGUCCGGCCAGAGAACAGGAGCACACUCUGCAGCGUGAUAGCUCAACUGACACAGGAAACGCAGCCCGCCUUCCUGACCACGCUCAAGUCCAGAGCCGUGUCAGAGAGCAGCAACGUCAAGUUCUUCUGUGUGGUGACCGGUUAUCCUAUCCCUCAACUAACUUGGUAUAAGGAUGAUAAACAGAUGGACAGAUUCUGUGGUCUUCCGAAAUAUGAAAUAUUUCGUAAUGGGCAAACCCAUUCUCUGCAUAUUUACAACUGCACUGUGGAGGACGCAGCCAUCUACCAGGUAUCGGCCAGUAACAGCAAAGGCAUCGUAUCGUGCUCCGGAGUUCUGGAGGUGGGUGUAAUGAACGAGUUCAAGAUCCACCAGCGUUACUUUGCCAAGAUCAAGCAGAAGGCGGAUGGCCGUGGCAAAGAGACCGACGGCAAGGAGAACCAGGAGCCCAUUCGUACCAUCAGCCCGGAACGCUCGCUGAGGAAGCGCCGCUCCACCAUGGAACCCUUCUUGAGCACGCCCAGCUCCACAGAGGAUGACGUCAACAAGGAGUUAAUUCCAUCUGUUUGUGAGGAUUCAAAGGUUAGAUUGGAGGAACCAUCAGAAGAACCGGUGGAGGAGAAGCCUUCUAGUAAAACGUGUACAAAAACAAAUAAUGAGAACGCAAACGUGGGUGGCACUGCCAAGACUCCCUUUGUCAAGAAGAAGAUCAAAAUUUGCUCCAGAGGUGAGAGGACGCCUGAGGAGAUGAGAAAGACCAGCUCGGAGGAGCUCAUGGAAGUGGAGAGUUGCAAAAACAUGACGGAACGUCCAAACAGAGCCACUUUUGGGAAACUGUUCAGGAAGAAAAGCUCGGAGCUGCUUCGCUCUCCAGAAAGUGCAAGGAAAGACAAGGAAAGUCUACUUAAACGUGACGAGAAAGUGUUGGGGAAGAACCCUCGCAUGCUCUCCAGACUUCAAAAUUCACCUCAACAGCCUUCCAGCUUAGUCACGCAGCACACAGCUGACCCUGGAAGUGUGGAUGGAGUCCUGAAAAACAAGACUGCUUUACCUGAGAAGAUCCCAGAUCAGCCACCACAAAAGGAAACAAAAACGAAGCAAAAGAAUCCAUCCACGCAGAGUGAGGUUACACAAGCCCCUGCAUGGAAGAGUAGGAAUGAUGCACCUGUCAACCUGGAGCCUCCACCUGACCGGCGUCUGGCAUCAGUAGAUACACAACCGCAGCGUAAACCCCCAUCGAAAGGAGAAGCUGCAAUAAACGACGUCCGGCUCCAUUUCGUCGCACCAAAAUCACCACAACACAGACAGCAUCAUUCCAAGGGAUUAAGGGAAAGCCACACGGUGUUACAAAAAUCGCAUCCCCUUUCAUUUGCAGACCGACAAAGCCAAGCUGAUUUAGUAGCAAAGACUUCUGAACGGACAGAAGCACAAGGUUUUAAGAAGGUAGACAGUAAAGAGGGUAGCAGAGCAGUGGUGAGAAAAGAGAAGAUAACCGAAACUGCUGUUGCACCUAAGAUUCAAAAACCAGAACAAAGGAACGAUAAAAUAGCUAAAGAAGCUAAUCCCAUGGUUGCGUCUGAUAAAGAUAAAAAAGUGUCUAGUUUAAAACCCAACUCGGAAUUACAGUCUAAUAAACAGACUAAAAUUGAAACUGCUGGGCCAUCCAAAAAAAAUGAGCAGCAAGCCACUGACUUCCAAGAAAUCCCCAAACCUGUCACCAGAGUUGUAUCUGUUGCAGAACUUAUGAGAGCCCAAAUAAAGGCUCUUGAGUCUGCGGCAACAAAUCCUGCUAAAGACAUUUCUGCAGACUCUGGAUCACGUGCCGCUGUGGGUGACAAAUCUCAAAACCUUGAUCAAAGUAAGAUUACAAUUCAAGAGAGGACGUCAGUACCUGACAUCAAACCCAGCAAAAAUGUUGAUUCUGCCACACCAAAGGAACAUCUUGCACAACAAAGCCAUCUAGGAGAGAAGAUUUCUCAAAAGGAUCGUAGUCCUUCAUCUGCCAUUGGUUCCCUCAGCAUAGAACGCCAUCAUGAUGUCAUAGCCUUUCCUUCGAAUAACUACUGUUCUGAUCCUGUGAAUCCACAGGAGAUUUCAGCUAAAGGGUCAGUACCUGAUGGCAUACCUGAGAAUCAUGUUGAUCAAACAUCUCCAAAGGAUCAUCUUGCGACACAAAGUCAUCCUGGAAACAAAAGGACUUUUGAAGAAGAUCCGAGUCUUUGUCCUUCAUCUGUCAUUGAUCCGCCGAGCAUGGAACCGAACCGAGAUGCGACAAACAGUACCCGGGCAGGUCUUUCAAAGGAAUGUUCUGAUCCCAUGAACACAAAAGAGAUUGGAACUCAAGGGAGAAAGUCAGCACCUGAUGGCAUACCUCAGAAUCAUGUUGAUCGAACCUCUCCAAAGGAAAACCUUAUGACACAAAAUCAUCUUGGGAAGAAAAGGGCUUUUCAAGAUCUUAGUCUUUGUCCUACAUCUGUCAUUGAUCCCCUUGGCAUGGAAGCAAAUGGAGAUGUGACAGAUUUAAAUAACUACUCUUCUGUUCCCGUAAAUUCUAAAGAGGUGGACAUUCAACUGAGGAAGUCAGUACUUGAUAGCACACCUAAAAAAAUUGUUGAUGCAAACCCUCCAAACAAACAUCUUGUAACGCAAAAUAAUCUGGGAAAGAGUAGUACUCAUCAGGAAGAUCCAAGUCCCUCCCCUUCAUCUGUUAUCGAUCCCUUCAGCAUAAAAUGCAAUCAAGAUGUUACAGUCAUUCCCCUUGCAGGUUCUUCAAAAACUUCUGAUCCUGUAAAUCACAAGAAGAAAGCAACUCAAACACCAACAUUGAACGGCAAAAGGGAUCAAGGCAAAGACUUGGGUCUUGUGGAAAAGUUCAUCCCAGAUAUUAAAUUUGAUGCUGAAAUUCAACAGGAAACAGAUAGAAAUACUUCCCAAACACUGAUAAGGGAAAACAAUCCAGUCAGUUGUUCACAGGGUAUGCUGAAAGUUCCCAUUACAAGUGUUCAGGGUGAAGAUUUAAAUCCCGAAGCCAGUCCGGUAUUGCAGAAAGGAGAUUCAGAUUAUUUUCUUACUCCUGCAACUCCUCGAGAAUUGGCCUCAGGGGCCCGUCGGAAGAUCCUUACUUCUACUUCCAAGGACAAACCAGAGGAGACCAAUUUACCAUCUGAUCACCAACCUGCGAAGGAAGAGUUUUCCCCAUUGGGCAGCAUGCUUUCCACCAGUCCUGGAUCAGACUCUUCUCAACGGUCACCUCUUCUUCAGCAGAACAACGAUACAUCUCCUGUAGAAAAGCGAUCGCCGAUGCUGGGAAGAAAGAAUAUGACCGUUGUGACUAACACAUCAAGCCAACCAUCCAAUGAGGACAUCCAAAAUGAGAAAACCGAGAAGGACAAACGGGAUCCAUGCAAAGCCCCUCAAGUUAUCCGGAAGAUCCGCAGUGAAUGUUUUGCCGAUGCCAUGGGACACCUUAAACUGUGGUGCCAGUUCUUCAACAUUUUAACCGACUCAACCAUAACUUGGUACAGAGAUCAACUGGAGAUUGCCCGGAUUAAAAAAAGUGCGGCGGAUGAAAGCCAGGUCAAUCUGGCCAUCGUUCAAGCGGCAAGUAAAGACACUGGAAUUUACAAAUGUACUAUCACAAAUGACUACGGAAGUGACUCGACUGACUUUCUACUUGGUCCAGACAGCUUGGUAGGGAUUUCCCUUCGUAUGGACCACAGUGUUGGGGAAGAAAUCGAAAUGGCGCCACUGGUGUUCAGCAAAGGUCUGGCUGACAGUGGUGUCUGGGGCAGCAAGUUGUUUGGUCGUGUGAUGGUCCACAAAUCCUGUAUUGGCGAAGGCUGUGCCAACAAAGUCUGGAGGGCUCAAGUCAUCUAUGGCCUUGAGCCUGUCUUUGAGUCUGGUCAUACGUGUAUCCUCAAAGCCCAACGCCACAUCGCUUAUGGUGGCAAGGAGGAACACUACCUCACAGACAGGAACUUGGACUUAGUCAAGCAGGAAUGUAAAAUUCAAAAUUUGGCUCGUGAGUACUGCAAAAUCUUCUCUGCAGAGGCAAGAGUCAUUGAGAACUUUGGGCAACCUCUCGAGGUCAUCCCUGUUUACUUGAUGUAUCGGCCAGCAAACACCGUCCCCUAUGCCACCGUGGAGGCUGACCUGGCUGGAGUCUAUCGGAAAUAUGUCGUGGUGGAUCAUACGGGGAAGAUUGAGAUGAAAGCCACUUCAGAGGUAGAGCUGAAGUGUUGUGCUCUGCAGCACUGGAUCUUUCAAUGGACCAAUGGGAACCUGCUCAUCACCCAACUCAAAGGGGUUGAUACAAAGAUCACCAACAUUGGAGUUGCAGUCAAAUAUACAGGAUAUCAGAACCUCCAAAUGGAAGGCAAACCUCAAAUAUUUGAAGGAUUUGUCUCACAGCACCAGUGCAACUACUUCUGCGGUCUUCUGGGCUUGAGGUCACUGAAACUUUUGGACUCUUUAAUGGCACCAGCCAAGCCCAAAAGCUCCAGGAGCCCAUUACUGCAACGUAAGAGUCAGGCUCCUGGCUCAUGCAGCCCACAGACUGGUCGGAGAGUAACCGGCAGCCCCCGCAUGCCCAGGAAGGCUGAACAAGAUGCUCCAAAAUGCCUCAAAGCUACUGUUGAAGUCUAGCAUUACAAAUCAUGAUUUUACCACCAUUCCGCGUCUUUACUUCAUUUUGUUUUACUACAUUUACGUCAAUUAAUCAACUCUCUGGACCACUUGAUCGUAAACAGUUCGUCGUGGCAAACCUGGAAUCAAGCCCACCUAGGAACUUUGGAAUGAGCAAGAACAGAGCUUUUGAACAUCUUGUAGAAAGUAUUCCCAUAAAUUACAAAGAAUAACUAGUAGUAGUAGUAGUAGCUACGCUAGCUUUCAGUUUAUCUGGCAACGCCACUGCAGUGAGAAUGUCUCACCAAAUCUUCUUGACAUUUCUACGACACUAAGCUACAUAUAUUUUAAAAACACUUGUCUAUCUCACUUUCAACUUGGCGCUGUUGCCGGUUGGCAUGAAUUGUUUGUUAUACUGUUAUACGCUUCUGUCGUUUUGAGUUAGCUUGCCCACAGAUUGGCUAUCGGCACGUUUCAUGUGACAACCAGAGUUCAAGGCUUGUGGAUUACAAGAAAAUUUUAUAAAUAUUGAACACAUUAACCGUUAUUAACCUGAAGUCACCUUUUGUACAGCGAGAAGCCAAUCAAGUGGAAAUGUAAACAUUGUGUUGUCAUAUGACACAGAUGUACAGUGACACGCAUUCUCAUUGUAUAUGUUGCUGGUUGUAAAAUAAAACAAAGCCGUGUGUAUAAAAAGA
Messenger RNA from Syngnathus typhle (broad-nosed pipefish), 5660 nucleotides. Its product is annotated as alpha-protein kinase 3-like. Gene Ontology annotation, cellular component: nucleus. Gene Ontology annotation, biological process: protein phosphorylation; cardiac muscle cell development. The record is from RefSeq and is a predicted model, not a curated record. NCBI's taxonomy places the organism in Eukaryota, Metazoa, Chordata, Actinopteri, Syngnathiformes, Syngnathidae. Gene Ontology annotation, molecular function: protein serine/threonine kinase activity; ATP binding. Bases 232 to 4983 code for a protein of 1583 amino acids. The transcript has 14 exons.